AUUAGAACUAAAGUCUAAACUUGUGAAGAACACAACAUUAGCGGUUUAGCACCAGAAAGUCUAGAACUUGACUCGUACUCUCGCUUUCCUCGGUCGCUACCUGGGCCUUUUAAGCGGCCUAAAAAGAAUGUGUGGCAUCAAGGAAGAUUCUUCGGAUGCUGUUGCCCCUCGGAAGAGAUUAUUGUGCACCACCUACUUUGAUGCUCUCAUGUUUUGCUAUUCCCCUGUUCACCAGAUGCAGCAGUACUAUCGAGCUGGGCAGCUUGAUAACUGUUCUGGGAAGUGGAGUGGUCUUGUUGAUUGUUUAACUCUAAAAACAAAGAGAUCUUCUGAAGUUGAGGACUUGAGAUACUCAGGUAUCAAGACUCAGGCAGCAUGUGGGGGGCGCGAAAAGAGCAAUUACUUCAGUAUUCUGCUCACUUACAGAUUCCGCCCUACUAUAUAUUUCAGGUAAAUGAUCAACAGCUUUCUUUGCAUGGACGGAAAAAGAAACGAGAUACUCGAGGCACAAGACUCUCGUAUAGAAUGUGAUCUAGAAGGCCUGGAUGUGCCCUUGGUUCUUGUUCUUUUUUGUAAUAAUAUACUUAAACAAAAUCAUACAUACAAUCAUUAAGCAUUAUUGUUUUGAGGACAAUUUUAUGGUUAUUCCUAUAGGGAAAUGAUUGAUUGAGCAAAUGAGGUAACUUUGAGGUGUAGUUGGUCUAUGCACGAAUAAAAAAAACCUUAAGCGGAUUAAAAGUAUAA
Daucus carota subsp. sativus is the source of this 744-nucleotide messenger RNA. RefSeq lists its product as uncharacterized. The transcript is spliced from 5 exons. Bases 128 to 454 code for a protein of 108 amino acids. NCBI's taxonomy places the organism in Eukaryota, Viridiplantae, Streptophyta, Magnoliopsida, Apiales, Apiaceae. The record is from RefSeq and is a predicted model, not a curated record.